AUGGUUUCCUCCGGAUCACUUGCGUCUCUGGCCCUGCCGGCACUUGCGUUUCUAUCGCUGUCAGCAAAUGCUUUGCCUCAUCAUCGGACAGCGUCAAGCACGGCUGCUCUCAAGCUCGCCGUUAGGAUAAACUCAUAUGGGAUCAAGAAUAUUGCGGCAGCAGAUCAAGCUCGAGUUCAAGCCCUACAAGCUGGCGACAGCUCUUCCAUCAGUGCAACCAAUGCUAUGACGACCUAUACCGCUAACAUUGGCGUGGGGAGUCCAGCAACGUACUACACACUCCUGAUAGACACUGGAAGCUCAAACACCUGGAUCGGGGCUAACAAGUCUUACGAGAAGACUUCCACGAGCGAGGACACAGGCAAUCAAUUCACACUGACGCUCAGCUCUGAUCUGGUAAUCGAAAAUCAGUCUAUUGGCGUCGCAUCUGAAUCGAACUUAUCGGUAACUGAUGUGGAUGGACUUCUUGGCCUUGGACCAGUGGAUUUAACGCAAGGCACUGUCAGUGAUGAAGAUGAAGUUGCGACUGUGACGCAAAACCUCUAUACGCAGGGAACAAUUAGUUCGGAAGUACUCGGAGUGUUCUUCGCACCUGCUUCCUCUGAUGAUACCAGUGGCGAGCUCACAUUUGGUGGUUAUGAUGCCUCCAAAAUUACUGGAGACGUCAGCUAUGUGCCGAUCACAUCAGCAUCUCCAGCGAGGACAUAUUGGGGCAUUGAUCAAUCCAUUAGCUAUGGGUCUACGAUCAUUUUGGAAGAGACUGCUGGUAUCGUCGAUACCGGAACCACACUGAUUCUCAUCGCCUCCGAUGCCUUCGACAGAUAUCAGUCUGCGACGGGGGGGACCCUCGAUGAGGAAACUGGCUUGUUAAAGAUCUCAUCUGACCAGUACGAACAGCUCUCAUCCUUGUAUUUCACUAUUGGUGGGGUUACUUAUGAGCUCACUCCGAAUGCGCAAAUCUGGCCUCGAUCGUUGAACAGCGCCAUUGGCGGUACCACCGAUGACAUAUACCUGAUCGUCAGUAGCACUGGAAGUUCCAGCGGUUCUGGUUUGGAUUUCAUGAAUGGUUACUGUUUCCUCGAGCGGUUUUACUCUGUGUACGACACCACAAACUCCCGAGUCGGGUUCGCCACCACUGAGUACACCUUUGCCACGACAAAUUAAAUCCCUCUUCUUGAGAGAUCGCGACUCUAUUCGUAUCAGCGUAUUUACAUGUGAAAGGUACUGAUAUCUGAGUGCUCGGAAGGAUCUACCCCACACGUCUAGCUGAGUGAUAGCUCGCCUUCCCUUCCUCAUAAUUUUAUUCUCCCCCACUGCACCAAACAACCUGACUGUUCGCUUUUCACAAUACUAUCGCUCGUUCACUCACUCGUUUUCUUUACAAUACUCUCGCUCACUUGCAC
Messenger RNA from Suillus bovinus, 1403 nucleotides. Its product is annotated as acid protease. Gene Ontology annotation, biological process: proteolysis. Gene Ontology annotation, molecular function: aspartic-type endopeptidase activity. The coding region runs from base 1 to 1164 and encodes 387 amino acids. The transcript has 5 exons. Lineage: Eukaryota; Fungi; Basidiomycota; Agaricomycetes; Boletales; Suillaceae. The record is from RefSeq and is a predicted model, not a curated record.